AUGUCUCCAUUUGUGUGCGCCAUUUUCUUGCUCCAUAUUUCAUUGCUGUCCACCGCCGCCAACCUCACCGUAGUCUACGAGUGGCCCGGUGGAUUAGAAUACGAGUGGCCAACAUUUCAACCAGUGGAUAUUGAACCUCGAUACAUGGCUGUCUACGGUUCAAGGAUCUUUCUCAGUCUUGAGUAUAAGAUUAAUCGCGUUCCGCCGGCUACUCUGGUGUCUUUGCCAACGAGCAGCGAGUCUUCUGCGUCCCCGAAAAUAACUCCAUUUCCUUCGUGGGACAUGCAUGGAAUAGGAAACUGCAACAAGAUUGAAUAUGCAUCAGGGCUGGAUGUGGACACGGUUGGCAGGCUCUGGGUUCUGGACAGCGGUAGCUCCCAAUGCAAAUCCAAAAUAUGGAUUAUCGAUUUGAUGAACAACAAUGAAAUCAAUCACAUUCCUUCGUUUUCUUCUGACGGCUCGAUGCAUGAUUUGGUGCUGGACGAAACUGCCAACGAAACCUUUGCCUACAUCUCGCUGUGGGGUGAAGAAUACAUUGUCGUGUAUUGUUUGGAAAGAAAUGAAUUUUGGAUUGUGCUAACGCCAGAUGUCAAGGUUUUUUCCAUUGCCCUGUCCCCUAAAAAGGAUCAGGAACCGAGACAGCUCUACCUUGGCAAACGAAACUCCACUGAACUGUAUUCAAUUUCCGUCGCCGUAAUCCACAAAGUAACUGGAAAAGCAGAACCGGAACUAGUCGGAAAAUGGACUGCAAAGCAAUCGUAUAGAAUGCUGAUGGACAACCACGGGACCUUCUACGCCCGCCAUUACAACCACCAGCGGUACUACUACCACACCUCAAAAGACCAAACCAACGCCUCCUACCCCUACAGAACGAUCUUGUGUGUGCAGUCCAUCCACAACAACAUCCUCUACGCUUGCUGA
This is a messenger RNA of Cloeon dipterum, 921 nucleotides long. RefSeq names its product protein yellow-like. The record is from RefSeq and is a predicted model, not a curated record. The coding region runs from base 1 to 921 and encodes 306 amino acids. The transcript is spliced from 3 exons. Lineage: Eukaryota; Metazoa; Arthropoda; Insecta; Ephemeroptera; Baetidae.